Molecule: messenger RNA, 738 nt
Organism: Paracoccidioides lutzii Pb01
Exons: 2
Coding region: 1-738 (245 amino acids)
Source: RefSeq, a predicted model, not a curated record
AUGGCAGGACUUUCACAAGAAGACCGCAACAUUAUCAAGAACCAUCCUCUAACUGAUUCAGUCGAUAUUUUUCGACGCAUGCUUCAGGAAGUUGAAAACUACUAUGAGUUGCACCUAGGCGCUGUCGAUAGCCUUGACCAACUCUAUCGGGGAGUGACUUCAGCACUCCUCACUGCUUUACAGGGAGAGGGUGCGGCUUACAACCUUCGCUCACGGAUGAGUGAUGAUGGAAAUGUGGCGUCUGAUCUAGCACACUUAGUCAAGCGCCUCCAAAACCCAAAAGGAAACUUCACUUCAGGUACAAUGAGUAUCGCCUGCUGGUAUCCCUGCUGCUGUGUGCGUGAGGUCUUUGCUGCGCAGCCCACCUGGAGGUUCAUUCAUGCAUUUGCUGUCUGCGGGACCAAGAUGGAGGCAUGGGUGUUUGACCGCUCAGGCCCCUACAGCUCACGCAUCAUUGAUGUCUUCACAGACUCAAAACAGUUCUUUAAAGUGCUUGUGGGCUACACCAUGAUGAGUGAUGAGGAGCUGGGACUGGACACCUUUAUUGCUAGAGAUGAAAGUGGCAACAAAUCAAUAACUGUCAAAGAGCCUGGGAACUCAGAGGAAAAGAAGGUGCUGCUGGGUAGAAUGCUUUCCUAUCAGCAUGACAUUGUGUGUCAUGGAACCACAUGUUUUCUUGCAAAUGAUGGACAAGUGAAGGGUGUAGCCAAAUUCUCAUGGGUGUCAGACAAGCGAUAG